Miniopterus natalensis is the source of this 2172-nucleotide messenger RNA. NCBI's taxonomy places the organism in Eukaryota, Metazoa, Chordata, Mammalia, Chiroptera, Miniopteridae. The record is from RefSeq and is a predicted model, not a curated record.
GUAUGCAAUGUUUGGGUAUCAAGGAGGGGGACUGGGCACUCAGCAACUGCUCCUGUCGCUUCUGCUCUUCUCGCUCUGGGAGGCUGGGAUCAGCCAGGUCCGCUACUCGGUCCCCGAGGAGGCCAAGCACGGCGCCUUCGUGGGCCGCAUCGCGCAGGACCUGGGGCUGGAGCUGGCGGAGCUGGUGCCGCGCCUGUUCCGCGUGGCGCCCAAAGGCCGCGGGGACCUUCUGGAGGUGAAUCUGCAGAAUGGCAUUUUGUUCGUGAAUUCUCGGAUCGACCGCGAGGAGCUGUGCGGGCGCCGCGCGGAGUGCAGCAUCCACCUGGAGGUGAUCGUGGAGAGGCCGCUGCGGGUUUUCCACGUGGAGGUGGAGGUGAGGGACAUUAACGACAACCCACCUGUGUUCUCGCUCAGAGAACAAAAGCUGCUGAUUUCGGAAUCUAAGCAGCCUGACUCCCACUUUCCUCUAGAGGGCGCCUCGGAUGCGGAUACAGGAGAGAACGCUCUAUUGACUUACAGACUAAGUCAAAAUGAGUAUUUUUCUUUAGAAUUACCAACAAAUAAUAAGCAAACCAAUAGACUGUCACUUACAUUAAAGAAGUCUCUAGACAGGGAGAAAACUCCGGAAAUUACUUUGCUCCUGACGGCUACAGACGGGGGGAAACCAGAGCUAACUGGCACAGUCCAGCUUUUGGUCUGUGUCUUGGAUAUUAACGACAAUGAUCCGGAAUUUGAGCAAUCAGAAUACAAGGUGAGAUUAAUGGAAAACGCAGCUAAAGAAACGUUUGUGAUAAAGGUGAACGCUACAGAUAGAGAUGAAGGAGUCAAUGGGGAGGUGACAUACUCGAUCUUGUCGGUUAAGCCCAAUGGAAAGCCCGUAUUUACGAUAGAUAAAAAUAAUGGAGAGAUGAGGGUCAAUGGAACUUUAGAUUAUGAAGAAAACAAGUUUUAUGAAAUUGAAGUACAGGCCACAGAUAAGGGAAAUCCCCCGAUGGCAGGUCACUGUACAGUCUGGGUAGAAAUCUUAGAUGCUAAUGAUAACGCCCCUGAAGUCGCCGUGACUUCCCUGUCUCUCCCAGUACCAGAGGACACUCAGCCUAGCACCGUCAUUGCGUUAAUUAGUGUAUCCGACCGCGACUCUGGUGUCAACGGACAGGUGAUCUGUUCUCUAACUCCCGAAGUUCCCUUCAAGAUCAUGUCCACGUUCAAGAACUAUUAUUCACUGGUGCUGGACAGCGCCCUGGACCGCGAGAAGGUGGCGAACUACGAGCUGGUGGUGACAGCCCGGGACAGGGGCUCGCCUUCACUGUCGGCCACAGCCAGCGUGUCCGUGGAGGUGGCCGACGUGAACGACAACGCGCCGGAGUUCGCGCAGCGCGAGUACACGGUGUUCGUGAAGGAGAACAACCCGCCCGGCUGCCACAUCUUCACGGUGUCGGCGCGCGACCGGGACGCGCAGGAGAACGCGCUGGUGUCCUACUCGCUGGUGGAGCGGCGGGCGGGCGAGCGCGCGCUGUCGAGCUACGUGUCCGUGCACGCGGAGAGCGGCCGCGUGUACGCGCUGCAGCCCCUGGACCGCGAGGAGCUGGAGCUGCUGCAGUUCCAGGUGAGCGCGCGCGACGCGGGCGCGCCGCCUCUGGGCAGCACCGUGACGCUGCAGGUGUUCGUGCUGGACGAGAACGACCACGCGCCCGCGCUGCUGCCGCCCGGGGCCGUGCUGCUGUCGCUGGUGGACGGCGGCCAGGCGCCCAAGGCCUCUGUGUCGGCGUCUGCGGGCGCCGCGGGCUCGGAGGCGGCGCUGGUGGACGUGAACGUGUACCUGAUCGUCGCCAUCUGCGCGGUGUCCAGCCUGCUGGUGCUCACGCUGCUGCUGUACACGGCCGUGCGGUGCUCGGCGGCGCCGAGCGGGGGCGCGUGCGGGCCGGGGCAGCCCAGGCUGGUGUGCCCGGGCGCGGGGGGCAGCUGGUCGGCCUCGCAGCAGAGGCGGCCGCGGGUGUGCUCUGGGGAGGGCGCGCCCAAGACGGACCUCAUGGCCUUCAGCCCCAGCCUCCCUCCGAGUCUGGAUAAAGAUGGAGUGGAAAGGCAGGAGGCAGGAUCAAAUCCUCUUGAGCACGUGAGUUCUAUAGAUUCUCUCUAUUCUGAAGUCUAAGUUAAAGUUUUAGAAAUCUAAUU